Messenger RNA from Leishmania braziliensis MHOM/BR/75/M2904, 1563 nucleotides. RefSeq lists its product as hypothetical. Gene Ontology annotation, molecular function: methyltransferase activity. The transcript has a single exon. NCBI's taxonomy places the organism in Eukaryota, Euglenozoa, Kinetoplastea, Trypanosomatida, Trypanosomatidae. The record is from RefSeq and is a predicted model, not a curated record. The coding region runs from base 1 to 1563 and encodes 520 amino acids.
AUGGAGCGUGUGGAAUCAAUGCUGUCGGCGUUGACACCGAUCCUAAAGAGGCACCAGUUAGGCAGCUGGAAGCCGGCUGAGGUGGAGCGACUCUGCACGAUGCUGAGAAAAUACGGUAAGCACGAGCCACAAGAGAAGUGCGGCACAUACUGUAACAGCGGCAUCACUACCACUGCUGCCUCUCUCCCUUCCCCCUCCAGCGCUCCUUCACCGCCGUCUAGUAGGGACGACAACGUACAAGGCGAGAGCGACACCGAUGAAGAGGCAUUCGUCGGUGCGAUCAGCGAGGUGGAUCGCUGUCUCAACCUCGUUCGCAACUUCCUUAAGCGCCGUAUGCCGUUCGGUGUCGUGGUGGAACCGACUGUCCCUGCUGGCAUUGCAGAGCCGCAAGCACCGCAAUCUAGUAUCACUGGCACCUCUUCCAAGAAGCGAGCUCGCUCUCCGAGCGGCGAGGCUCGAGUAUCCGCACCAGCGAGCAACGGUGUCCAUAGCGGCGCUGCGGUGGUUGCGGCGCCUGUGUACGCUGUGGAUGCGUUCCUGUACUCGGAGGCCGACAUCGAAAAGCUUGUGGAGGCGAAGAAGGUAGCACGGGAGUACUGCUGCCGCUGUGGCAGCACAGAUAUCAGGCUGUCGGAGUUUAUUACUCACUCCUUCUCGCAAGAUCAACUCCUUUACCUCAGCUGCUUUCUCCUCCCGCACCUUCUCGAGGUAGUCGUUGCGUCUGACGAGGCAUCGCGACCGCUCUCCAUUGUAGACGUCGGCUCUCGGCUCGGCAUUGUGCUGUGGGCGUGUGCGUUUGCGCUCCAGUGGGGCAUACUCGCACCACAGCGGUCUGUGGCCGCGGCACCAGAAGUGCAACUCGUCGGCAUUGAGUUGGAUGCGACGUUUGUGAAGAUCUCCCAGGACACGGUACGUCGCUUCUUCGCACCGCGGCGCCGCCACGCACCGAAGCUGAGCUUGCCCCUGCAGACCGCUGGGGCGGACGACGUGAGUAGGGAGCUGGCGGAUGUGUCGUCCAGUAUUCAGAUCCUACAGAGCGACUGCUUUGAGGGCGAUGCCGCCGCUGCCCUGUGCAGCAGCGCUCUUGUUGUGAUGCACAACGUGUUUGAGUACUUCUGCGCCUCCGCGGUCGAACACGCCCGCUGCUGGCUGAAGCUGCACCGCCUUGUGCACCGCUCUGGGCAGCUUCUUGUGUGCAGCCCAGCGCUCGAGGUAACAUUUGGCGCCUUCACGGACGAAGUUUGGUUGCAAGCGUGUCAACUGGAGAAUGAGAAGGACGCAGGCGCCACCUCGACGCCGCUGGCGUGGUUGGAGUCGUACGUGGAGCCGUUUGACACAAACGACGUGACCUCCGACUUUCUGACGCUGCGUGCGCUCUCUCGUGAGGGCUGCAACAGCGACGGUGACGGAGCCGUGCACGAUGAGAAUCAACAUGACCAUCAUCACGGGCACCGUUGUGGUCACCUCCAUCAUAGCAGGAGCGAAGCAGACGAGGGAGACGAGGAGGCGGUGAGUGAAGCGGUGGAGCAGAUUCAGCGGAUCUACGUGUACCGUGUCAAGUAG